This is a messenger RNA of Sinocyclocheilus rhinocerous, 1437 nucleotides long. RefSeq names its product calcium channel, voltage-dependent, gamma subunit 5a (gene cacng5a). Gene Ontology annotation, biological process: neurotransmitter receptor transport, postsynaptic endosome to lysosome; neurotransmitter receptor internalization; calcium ion transport. Gene Ontology annotation, cellular component: AMPA glutamate receptor complex; postsynaptic density membrane. Gene Ontology annotation, molecular function: channel regulator activity; voltage-gated calcium channel activity. The transcript is spliced from 7 exons. The record is from RefSeq and is a predicted model, not a curated record. Lineage: Eukaryota; Metazoa; Chordata; Actinopteri; Cypriniformes; Cyprinidae. Bases 125 to 994 code for a protein of 289 amino acids.
CUGCGAUGAGAUAACGGCUGUUGAACAUUUGCGUGAGAAGAACUGAAGAACGCGCGCUUCACAUGCACGUCUCAGCGCAGCACCUGUUUUCUGCAGCGUGUCCCCUCUGCUGCUGAUCUGAAAGAUGAGUUUGUGUGGCAGGAAGGCACUGACACUCCUCAGCAGUGUGUUUGCUGUGUGUAGUCUGGGGCUGCUGGGUAUUGCUGUCAGCACUGACUACUGGCUCUACCUGGAGGAGGGGGUCAUCCUGCCUCUCAAUCAGAGCACUGAAAUCUGUAUGUCUCUCCAUUCAGGGCUCUGGAGGGUCUGUUUCCUUGCAGAGUCACCAGCUCCAGCGACAGUGUUACCAACUGGUAAAUCAGGAGAGGAGAAGGGGCGCUGCUUCACUAUAGAGUAUGUGAUGCCUAUGAAUGUUCAGAUGACGUCAGAGUCUACGGCCAGCGUUCUGAAAAUGAUUCGCUCUGCUACUCCUUUCCCGCUGGUCAGUCUAUUCUUCAUGUUCAUUGGCUUUGUGCUGAGUAAUAUUGGACACAUCCGCCCUCAACGCACUAUUCUGGCCUUCAUCUCUGGAAUCUUCUUUAUCCUGUCAGGUCUGUCCCUGGUGGUGGGUCUGGUCUUGUAUAUAUCCAGUAUUAAUGAUGAGAUGCUAAACAGAACAAAAACGAAUGAAGCUUAUUUCAGUUACAAAUAUGGAUGGUCUUUUGCUUUUGCUGCAGUCUCCUUCCUGCUUACUGAGGCAGCAGGUGUAAUGUCUGUCUACCUGUUUAUGAAACGGUACACUGCAGAGGAGAUGUACAGGCCACACCCGGGUUUCUACCGACCUCGCCUCAGUAACUGUUCUGACUAUUCUGGCCAGUUCCUGCAUCCAGAUGCCUGGGCUCGUGGACGCAGCCCCUCAGACAUCUCCAGUGAAGCAUCCCUCCAGAUGAAUUCAAACUACCCUGCCCUUCUCAAGUGUCCUGACUAUGAUCAGAUGUCCUCAUCACCAUGUUGAGAUUGCAAAUACACAUUAGUGAAAUCUGAGAAGGAGAGAACUCUAGCUAGUUCUUAAAGAUGCUGUACUGGAAUGACUUUGGCACCAGAGAUCAUGUUGUGUUUGGACAGAGGAUAAACGUUAUUUCCUUGUCUUAGAGAGCCUUCAGUACUAAUGCAGUGAUUCUGAGUUUAAUACAUCAGUUGAUGGUAUCAUUUUCUGUUAUUUGUAUUCUACCACACUGAUGUGUAGCUAGUGGUACCUCUGCCUUUUUCUUAAAAGUCUUAGAAAAUAUUUUUGUAGAGUAAUUUCAUUCAAACCGUCAGUUGGUUUCUGUGUCGAUUUUUAAUCAGAAUUGCAGCUUUAAUUGAAAACAGAUGUAUGUAUUUAUAGAAAAACAGAGAACUAGAAAUUAUGGUAUAAACAAGUAUUUAAAUUAUUAUAUUUAAAGAUUCAUCAUGGCC